Molecule: messenger RNA, 1466 nt
Organism: Pseudopipra pipra
Lineage: Eukaryota; Metazoa; Chordata; Aves; Passeriformes; Pipridae
Gene: STX16
Product: syntaxin 16
Exons: 8
Coding region: 259-1173 (304 amino acids)
Biological process (GO): vesicle fusion; vesicle-mediated transport; intracellular protein transport
Cellular component (GO): endomembrane system; membrane; SNARE complex
Molecular function (GO): SNARE binding; SNAP receptor activity
Source: RefSeq, a predicted model, not a curated record
GGGCCGGAAGGCGUUGGGCGCUGCACAACGCGGAAGUGUCGGCGCGGGCCGGGGCGAUGGCGGCGCCCGGCGGGGGCCGGGACGGGGACAGGGAGAGGGGGGAACCGGGACCCGGCAGGGCCAGGGCCGGCCCGGGCACGGCCCGCUGAGGGCUCCCGCUACCGGCCCUCCUAGGGGUCUCCGCCCCGGCCCUCUGAGGGGCGGCCGCCGCGCGUGCCGGGCUGUGCUCGGGCCGCGGGCCCGGCGGGCAGGGGGGCCAUGGCCACCCGGCGUCUCACGGACGCGUUCUUGUUGUUGCGGAACAACGCGGUGCAGAGCCGGCAGCUGCUGGCCGAGCAACUGGCUGAUGAUCGCAUGGCACUGGUGUCGGGAAUCAGUUUAGAUCCCGAAGCAGCAAUUGGGGUCACGAAACGUUUACCUCCCAAAUGGGUCGAUGGGGCUGAUGAGAUUCAGUAUGAUAUUGCCAGGGUUAAACAGAAGAUGAAAGAAUUAGCCAGUCUUCACGAUAAACAUCUAAACAGACCCACGCUGGAUGACAGCAGUGAAGAGGAACGGGCAAUAGAAAUAACAACCCAGGAGAUCACACAGUUAUUCCACAGAUGUCAGAGAGCAGUCCAGGUCUUGCAGAGCAGGUCCCGUAGUUGUACAGAACAAGAAGCACGUGUUCUCAGGAAUGUAGUGUCUUCCUUAGCACAGUCCCUUCAGGACCUGUCCACCAACUUUAGGCAUGCACAGUCUGACUAUCUCAAACGCAUGAAGAAUAGAGAAGAAAGAUCCAAACACUUCUUUGACACCUCAGUCCCACUGAUGGAUGAUGGGGAGGAUGAUACACUUUAUGACAGAGGUUUUACAGAUGACCAGCUGGCGUUGGUGGAGCAGAACACACUAAUGGUGGAAGAGCGGGAACGAGAAAUCCGUCAGAUUGUACAGUCCAUCUCUGAUCUCAAUGAAAUAUUUAGGGACCUGGGAGCAAUGAUAGUAGAACAGGGAACAGUUCUAGAUAGAAUUGACUAUAAUAUUGAACAGUCAUGUAUGAAAACUGAAGAGGGUCUAAAACAACUACAUAAGGCAGAGCAAUAUCAAAAGAAGAACCGGAAGAUGCUCGUUAUUUUAAUUUUGUUUGUUAUAGUAAUUGUCCUCAUUGUUGUUCUUAUUGGUGUAAAGUCACACUAGGUUUCGCUUCAUUUUCUCAUUUUUGGAGUUUCUGUGAACUUUUUUCCCAAUGUGAAUGGAUGGACCUGCACUCCAGAAAGCUGCCUUUGAAUGUACGAGCCCUUGUGGUGCAACGUCUGUGCAAUGUUUCUGUAGAAUUCUUCCAAGUUUGGUGAUCUGUGAGGUGUUUGUAAGGAUUAUGUGGAAAAAUUCAGGAAAUCUGAUGCUCCCCCACAAAAAAAUUGGCAUUCUAUGCUGAGGUAUUUGGAAAACACAGUAUUUAAAAAUUAUUAAAAAUUGACGUUUACCAGUGA